Molecule: messenger RNA, 1693 nt
Organism: Ciona intestinalis (vase tunicate)
Lineage: Eukaryota; Metazoa; Chordata; Ascidiacea; Phlebobranchia; Cionidae
Source: RefSeq, a predicted model, not a curated record
CAAAUAACAAUUGUAUAUUUUUCUUGCUGUCAAAAAAAGGCUAAAAUGUUAAAAAUAUCUCGAAAACUCUUAAUUUCCGCAACGGGAAGGAAUAGCCCACAAACACAACGUUUCGUAUCUAAAGUUAACUUACAAGGAAUUCUGCCGCCUAUUACGACCCCAUUUAAUGAUGACGAAUCAGUAGCUUACGAUAAAUUAUCACACAACUUAAACAUUUGGAAUUCAAUUAAUUUUAGAGGGUAUGUGGUACAAGGGUCAAAUGGUGAAUUCCCGUAUCUGACACCAGAUGAAAGAGUUAACGUCGUCAAACACGUGAAGAAGAAUAUUCCUGACAAUAAAGUUCUAGUUGCUGGGUCAGGGUGUGAAUCCACAUCAGCUACGAUAGAAAUGACAAUGAAGAUGGGAGACAACGGCGCUGAUGCUGUUCUUGUUGUUACACCAAGUUUCUACAAGAACCAGAUGAAUUCACAAGCAUUGAUGAAGCAUUAUGUUAAGGUGGCAGAUGCGAGCAACAUGCCUGUUAUCUUGUACAGUGUACCUGGGAACACGGGGAUAAACAUCCCACUAGAGGCCCUCGCUGAGCUGUCGCAACAUCCGAAUAUUAUCGGAACCAAAGAAAGUGGGGGUGAUGUUACAAGAAUUGGCGAAAUAGUGAGACUCACAAAGCAACAUGACUUCCAAGUGAUAGCAGGUUCAGCCGGCUUCAUGUAUGCUGCUUAUGUGGUUGGAGCAGUGGGUGGGGUGUGUGCGGUAGGGAACAUACUAGGUAAACAAGUGGUGGAUCUACAUCAUAUGAUAAUGGAUGGAAGAUGGGAUGAUGCAAGGGAGUUACAACAUAGAUUGAUUGCUCCGAACUCUGCUGUAACAGCCAAAUAUGGGGUCCCAGGUUUGAAAACUGCUAUGGCUUGGUAUGGGUUAUAUGGGGGAAGUCCCAGGUACCCAUUACAACAACUAACGGAGCCCCAGGUCUUAGAUCUGAGAAAAAUAUUGGUGGAUAGCGGAUUUCUAUAGCUGCGAGGAUAAAAUGAUGUUUCUAUUGCAAGAUUUUUGCAGUUUUAACUUUGUUUAAUUGAAUUUUAUAUCGAAUUCAGCCACUAUCAGUAAGGGUGCUGCAAAAACUUAACAGCCAAAAAUCAAAUCCAGUUAUUGUAUAAUAAUAAUAGAAUAUUAUCAUCAGUUUAUAAUGCAAAUAUUUUAGGGGAAUGGAGGUUUUAAACUGACAUUGUGUAAAAUAAUAUAAAAACUUUUUUUCACUGGUUUUCACUGCUUCUUAUCAUAUAUCAUAGAUAGGGUGGGGGAAGACGGGACACCUUUAGCACAUAAUAUCCAAAUAUCCUGAUCGUGUUUUAAACAAUAACUAUUGGUCAAUGAGAGUCGUGGGCAUUUAGUUUUAUAAUUUUUUGAAUGUUCUUUGUUUACUACUAAACGGGGCGAAAAAAUAGAGGUAAAAGAUGUCCCGUCUUCCCCCACCUUACUGUAUCAUAGAUACCAUUGCUGGCUGCUAGAACUGUUCAUGUGUUUUAAUGACCACAUCUAAUGUUGGUGCUGUAUUUAACAAGGCAGGUGUAUUGUUAAUACCAGUUUUUAAGUUCAAACCAAAAUGUUUACUAAAAGUAUAUCCCUGCAUUUUCACAAUUAGAAACGAAUUUUUUUCUUUCUUCCGAAACAUUUUAAGACACCAAUGCAUGCUGCU